Molecule: messenger RNA, 1002 nt
Organism: Plenodomus lingam JN3
Lineage: Eukaryota; Fungi; Ascomycota; Dothideomycetes; Pleosporales; Leptosphaeriaceae
Biological process (GO): protein deubiquitination
Molecular function (GO): cysteine-type deubiquitinase activity
Source: RefSeq, a predicted model, not a curated record
AUGGCCAACGAGGCCCCCACACCCAACCCCUCGCCCGAAACCCUCGAAGCUCUUCAAACGCGUCACAAGAAGGAACAACGCGACCUGCUAUCACGCAUAACCCAAAAGAAGAAACAAGCGACCAAAAAGACGCGAAAAGGCGUAAACGACGAAUGCGAACGACUUGAACGCGAGCUCAAGGAGCGGCAAAACGCUGAAUUGGCAGCUUUGCAUGGACCUCCAUCGGACACUGUGCAAGCAGAAGAUGAGGAGGAGCAGGAGCAGAGGUCGUUGCAAACGUCCAUGCAACAUACACAGGAGCAAUUGGCAGAACUCAACCGCGGCACACAGACCCCGCAGAUCAAAACUGCCAGCACUAAUGGCGACGCGCAAGAAGCCAGGAAGAAGAAGCCCAACCGCGCAAAAGCCCGACUUGCCCGCCGCGCCGCCGACACAGCGGCCAUGAUCGCGGCUGCUGAAGCCGAGGCUGCCAACGCGCCUAAUCCCCGUGAAGUCGAGCGCGAGCGCAUGGCGCAGCAGUUGGAGAAGCGGGGGCUGGUGGUACAGGAGAUCCGGGCGGAUGGGCACUGUUUGUACGCUGCGGUUGCGGAUCAAUUGUCUAGCAGGGAGCUCGGCCUGACACCGACUAUCUCAGUCACGAUAGCAGGGAGUGAAGGGAAACAAGUCAAUGGGGGUCUGGAGGCGUAUAAGAAGGUCAGAUAUGCGGCUGCGGAUUUCAUACAACAGCAUCCAGAGUCCUUUGAUGGAUUCACAGAGGAUCCGUUACCGGAACAUGUGCGCAAGAUACGAGAGACGGGGGAGUGGGGCGGCCACUUGGAGUUGUUGGCUUUGGCGCGCUCGUAUGGCGUGAGGAUAUGUGUGUUGCAUAGUGAUGGGCAGGUGAAUGAAUUCGAGCCUGAAGAAAAAGAUGAUCAAGGGCAGGGCAAGGUCGAGGAGAUCUGGCUGGGGUAUUACAAGCACAGCCAUGGAUUGGGAGAGCACUACAAUUCAUUGCGCAGCUGA